Molecule: messenger RNA, 269 nt
Organism: Phytomonas sp. EM1
Lineage: Eukaryota; Euglenozoa; Kinetoplastea; Trypanosomatida; Trypanosomatidae
Source: the annotation of a GenBank genome assembly
GGUGUCCUAAUUAAAAUUUGUUUCAUAAAUCCAUGGAAAAUAUGUCUGCGUAUGGAAACACUCACAAAGCGUCAUGAAAUUCUAAUAAUGGAGGGCACAUCGCUCCCAUGGACGACCUCGAUUGCUUGGAAUUUUAUUCAGAAGCCCUUUUUUCAGCAAUUAGCACACAAAGGUGCUUGAAAAACGUUCAAUCGACAAGACCGUAUCGUCCUCACGACGCUUGGACAAAUGGUUUAAGGAAAGUAGUGUACUGUGAGUGUGAGUCUUAA